Molecule: messenger RNA, 1070 nt
Organism: Camellia sinensis
Lineage: Eukaryota; Viridiplantae; Streptophyta; Magnoliopsida; Ericales; Theaceae
Product: voltage-dependent L-type calcium channel subunit
Source: RefSeq, a predicted model, not a curated record
GAGAGAAAGAGAGAGAGAGAGAGAGAGAGAGAGAGAGAAUGGGGGAACCUGAAGAAGCAGUGAGAGAGAAGUCCAACGGUGAGUUCGCGGAGGUUAGUGGGAAGGGAAGGCACGACGACGGAGUCAGUCUCGACGGCGUACUCCGGCGUGUGGGGGCUGAGAUUUUCUUCCCGAAUCCAGAUUCCGCGUACGGGUCGAGUCCUGUCAUCCACCGGAUCAAAGCCUCUCUCUCCGAGAACGUUCCUCUCCUCCGCCAAGCUUCCCGGAACACCGGCCGCGAUGUCCUUCUCUGGGCUCGUCGUGGAACUCCUCUCCGUGCCCUCCUUGUUGUAUCUGUUGGAACUAUUGGGCUUCUGGCCUUGACAGGACUGGUAGUCUUUAUGCUUUUCUUUCUGGCAGCAACCGUCAAUGCCAUUAUAAUUUCUCUUCUUGUGUCUUUAGCUGCGGCAGGGGGCUUCUUGGCUCUUUUCUUUACCUGUGUGACGGCAAUUUACAUUGGGGCAUUAUCAGUAGCUGUGUUUGUUAUUUCCACUGCAACAAUUUCAGCAAUCAUAGCUGUUCUGAUUGCUACAAGUUGGAUUGGAUUCUUUUGGACUGUGUGGUUGGCAACAAAGAAAAGCGUGGGGCUCGCGAAGCAUUCGUUGACUGUGACUGGAUCAGCGCUUUCUGCUUACUCUUCUGCCCGGCAUGUUCGCAGCCGUCAUGAGCAUGAUAAAGUUUCAGAUUGAUUGAAUUGCUGCUGUAGAAACUAGUCUGUGUAGAAAUUUAAUAAUAAUAAUAAAAAAAGGCAGUUUGUAGUCUUGUGUCGUAAUGUUUGAAGUACAUAUGUUGCACUACUGUGACUGGACCAGCGCUUUCUGCUUACUCUUCUGCCCGGCAUGUUCGCAGCCGUCAUGUGCAUGAUAAAGUUUCAGAUUGAUUGAAUUGCUGCUGUAGAAACUAGUCCGUGUAGAAAUUUAAUAAUAAUAAUAAAAAAAGGCAGUUUGUAGUCUUGUGUAGAUAUGUUUGAAAUACAUAUGUUGCACUACUACCUUAUUGAGAUGUGUGCCACAGUAUUAUAUUGUUGCUGC